Paramormyrops kingsleyae is the source of this 980-nucleotide messenger RNA. NCBI's taxonomy places the organism in Eukaryota, Metazoa, Chordata, Actinopteri, Osteoglossiformes, Mormyridae. The record is from RefSeq and is a predicted model, not a curated record.
CGGGGGCGUUUCCAAAUAGACCGUUAAAAACCACAGACGCCGCUUUUCAAACUUCACUCGGCACGUUUGCCUGAGACCACCACCGGGGACAAGGGUCGGCCCUGGAGUCUUCUGGUACUCCAGAAUCAAAAAGGACUGUGACUGUGAUGGAGACUAUGCAAGACCUGAUCCCGUUCACCAGGGAGUUGCUGGCCCAGGGGGCCGGUGGACGCAUGGUGAAGGUGUACCUGGUGGGCACUGCAGUGGCUGCGCUGGGGGUGGCGCUAGGCGUGGUGGAGACCAUCUGCCAGCCGUUCUCUGCCGAGGAGUCACUGGACGAGGAACUGGAACGGCCGCUACGUAAGGUCCGACGCGUGCGGGGUGCGACAGAGGCCCGACGGCGGAGUAAUGGCGAGGAGCAGGGUGCGGAGGUGGAGGCGCUGAGGGUCCAGGCUAAGAAGGAGCCGCUUGUAGCGGCAGGUGGAAGGAGGAACUCUGCGACCAGGCUACACGCUUCCUAGAGGUUCCCUGACAGACCAGCCCAAAUGCACAUCCCAUAUUUAUUUCAGAAACACCCCCUCCCCCUCCCACAUUGUGCACCUUGCAUUAACACACUCCACAAGGCUCAGACAGAAAACAAAGCACAACCUUCCCCCUGCUGUCCGUCCAUAAACACCAGCCACAGGAAGACCGGUAGGGGUGUUACGCUCGGAUGCCACGUGACAAGACGCCCUCAGACAGACGCUGGACCGUCUCUCCUAACCUAGGCCUUGCCAUUGCUAAUCGGGGGCGGUUUUUGGGAUUUCCGAGUGUUGUACUCUCAGCGUGUGUGAAAUCGCUAUCUUUGCUGUGAAUGCGGCGAGAUGUUAUGUUCAGCGAGAGGAAACGUGCUGAAUUCCAAUGCUGGAGCUGUAUCAUUUUUAAUGUAAAAAGCCAAAUUUAGUGAUGCAAUGUGCUUUAAACCAUGGGCUGUAAAUAAAAUACAUUCCUAACCAAGCUUA